This is a messenger RNA of Necator americanus (New World hookworm), 618 nucleotides long. RefSeq lists its product as uncharacterized. The record is from RefSeq and is a predicted model, not a curated record. The coding region runs from base 1 to 618 and encodes 205 amino acids. The transcript is spliced from 2 exons. NCBI's taxonomy places the organism in Eukaryota, Metazoa, Nematoda, Chromadorea, Rhabditida, Ancylostomatidae.
AUGUUAACAGCACGCCUUGACAAAACAAAAAGCAUGCGUGAGAACAUGGGAACCAAACUGGGACACACAUCCCUAAACCUCCAAAAAUACGAUGACGUCAAGAGCGGAGAGAAUGAUGAAGAGGAUGGCGAAAUUGAUGAGAGAGUUGAUAACGGUGUACAAGAAAAUUCAACACCAUCCUGCCACAAUGAAGAGCUUUACGCGGAAGUCGAUGUGGUGUACCGGCGGAUGACAAGUAAAAGAUCACCAUCGAAAGAAGUGGCUACAGAAAAUCGUCUUCGCUUUUUUGGUCAUAUAUUAAGGAGAAGAACAGAUCGUCUUGUUCAACGAGUUUUGCUAAGAGGACCUGAGGAAUAUGGAUAUGGAAUAGCGAAGAAUGCAUUGAUUCCGUGCAAGCUCUCGCAGAAGAUCGAGAAGGUUGGGCAGAGCUAUGUUCAAGGACAGCACACCUUGGGGAAGAUGCGUGUAACUGCGUCAGCCGGUGGCAGCAGCCCGCCGAUUAAAUCAACCAAGUCACGCGUCAGUAAAGAAGUUGGUGGAGUUGGUGUCCUCGUCAACACGAGUAUGGCAACGGGCAUCAAAUCUUUCGAACAGCACAGUAUCCGAAUCGGACGUUAA